CCGCCAUAACGGAGCGUGCCGCUGCUGUCUUCCCCUCUCGUGCUGCUGCUCAGCGGGUGUCUCGAAGAAGUGCAACAAACACAGAAGGCAGGAUGCCCUCCGAUCAGGACUGGCUGAGCAACCCCCUCGGCGUGGUGCAGGACCUCGUCGAUGAGAAAAUCUCUAACCUGGACUGGGAGAAACGAGCUUUGGAAUAUUUUCAAGAGAAGCUAAAGGAGACUGAGGCAGCUAGCUGGGUGCCGUCGCUCAAUGAUGUUCCUCUGCACUAUUUGAAGCCCAACAGUCUUGUGAAGUUCCGCUGCAUGGUGCAGGAUAUGUUUGACCCUGAGUACUACAUGGGGGUUUAUGAAAGUGUAGAGCCAUCGACACAGGCUCGGGUGUUGCACAUUGGCAAGUACAGAGAUGUAGCAGAAUGUGAGCCUCAGCAUGAGGUGGACCUCCAGUCCCAGAACAACAUCACUAUGGAGCGUCAGACUUUCUACUGUGUUCCUGUACCGGGAGAGGCGCAGUGGGUGAAAGAGAGUUAUGCCAGCAGCAGUCAGGCUCGCGUCAGCCCCUCGACGUCCUACACUCCUUGCCGACACAAACGCAGCUAUGAGGAAGAUGAAGACAUGGAUGCUCAGCCUUACAAGGAGAAGGAGCAGUUUACAGCCACAGAUGCCCAAGCUGACUCAAAGAGACUGGAGACGGAGGCCUCGCUAGCGCAGCAGAGCUCUGCACCCACCUGCUCGCCGCCGCUUGACCUCAACUUCCCUUUGCCUGGAGAAAAAGGGCCAGCGUGCUUGGUGAAGGUCUACGAAAACUGGGAAAACUUCAAAGUCAACGACAUCAUGGACGUGUACGGCGUUCUGUCGGUGGAUCCCGCUCUGAGUGUUCUCGGUGACCACAGGGAUGACGCCUUGUCAGUGGAUCCGAUGGAGGCAGAUGAGGAACAGAGGGUCCAUAGCCCUCCAGCCUCCCUGGUGCCACGGCUCCAUGCUGUCUUGGCACAUAAGCUGAAACACGUAAACCCUCUGGUGCCUGCCAGCCUGUGUACGGAGGAUGGCACGAGCUUUGUGAGCGACUUCCUUACUGGUCUGGUGACGGUACGGGCAGAGCUGCUGGGCUUGCUGACUGGUGUGCUGCUGGGAGACGGUGUGGCUGCAGAGUAUCUCCUCCUACACCUGGUCUCUGAUGUGUAUGCGAGGCACGAUGUCCUUCCUCUGGGCAAGUUCACCGUGAACUUGAGUGGCUGUCCAUGUCCCUCGAACUACACGGAGCGUCUGUACCGCAUCAUCCAGCUCCUUGUGCCCUGCUCCUACCACCUCUGCAUGACCCUUCACAACAUGAACAGCUUGACGUUCAUCCCUCGCAAAGAUUAUUCGGCCAAUCGGCUAGUGAGCGGCGUGCUGCAGCUGGCGAGGAACACCAGCCUGUUUGUGGACGAGACGCAACUGGAGCAGGGGCAGCUGGACUCGGCAGGUGUCCAGAAUCUGGCGGCGCUCGGUAACCUGAUCACGUGGCAGAAGGUGGACUACGACUUCAACUUCCACCGGAUGGAAUUCCCCUGCAAUAUUAAUGUGCUCAUCGCGUCGGAGGGGAGAUCUCUGUUACCGUUUGACUGCCAGGUCCACCUGCAGCCCCAGGUUGUCCCCCCACACCUUGAGCAGUACAUGCAGAGCCUGCAGGACGCACUGCUGCCAUCCCUGCUGACCAAGUUCCGGAUCUACUUGAGCCUCGUGCGCCACUUGGAGUACAGCAUCUCCGCCGAGGUGACCAAGGCUGUUGAGGAUGACUUUGUGGAGAUGCGGAAGAACGAGCCACGGAGCGUUUCAGCAGAAGAUCUUCACCGGAUGCUCGUCAUUGCCAGGCUGCUGUCCCUCAGCGUCGGUCAGACGUCACUGUCCAGGGAACGGUGGCAGAGGACAAAGGAGCUGGAAAUCCUACGAAGGAGACGCCUGGAGCAGCAGAAGUGCGUCAACGGCAACGAGCUUUGAGGUGACGUGCAGCGGGGGGGCGGUGCCCCCCAAGUGCCAGAUUUAGGAGAGGACUCGUUCCUCCCCCA
Erpetoichthys calabaricus (reedfish) is the source of this 2044-nucleotide messenger RNA. RefSeq names its product minichromosome maintenance complex binding protein (gene mcmbp). Gene Ontology annotation, molecular function: chromatin binding. The record is from RefSeq and is a predicted model, not a curated record. Lineage: Eukaryota; Metazoa; Chordata; Cladistia; Polypteriformes; Polypteridae. The transcript has 16 exons. The coding region runs from base 93 to 1976 and encodes 627 amino acids. Gene Ontology annotation, biological process: DNA-templated DNA replication.